AUGAAGGCGGCAUCAGCCAUCUUCUUGCUGGCUCUCGCCCUUGGAAUAUCGUCAGCCGAGGAUCAUGUCGUCGAAUUCAGCCUCAGCAGGGGUUCAGUCUUGAGAACCGGCCUCAGCCUACCCCCUCUGGCUCGGCGCGCGACCUUGACAGAGGACCUCAUCAACAACAUCACAGACACGGCCUACUUUGUCGACGUCGAAGUUGGCUCGCCUGGGCAGAAGGUCUCUCUGCUCUUCGAUACCGGGAGUAGCGACACAUGGGUCAUCAGCUACCGCGCUAAUUUGUGCACCGAUCCGAGCGUCCAGCUAACACUCAAUUCCAAGUGCCUCGACACAUAUGAUCCCGCUAAGAGCUCGACGUACAGCCUGGUUCAGACUGGAGGCUUGAACAUCAGCUAUAUCGCUGGCGCUGGUGCGUUUGGCGACUAUAUUACAGAUGACCUCAGUAUUGGGGGAGCCGUCAUCAAGAAAUUACAGAUGGGCUAUGCUACAGUCGUUCCCCAGGCCUAUGGGAUCAUGGGCCUUGGCUUCAGCUCCAACGUUGCCACGCGGAGUAAAUACCCGACCAUCAUGGAUCAGCUGUCCAGCCAGGGCCUAAUAACAUCCAAGGCCUUCUCGCUGUAUCUAAACGAUGUGCGGUCGGACGGUGGCACCAUCCUGUUUGGCGGCGUCGACCAGGACAAGUUCAUUGGGCCGUUGACGGUUUUACCCAUCGUCAGGAGCAUAUUCACCGGCAACUUCACGCAGUUCGAGGUGAUGGUAUCGGCCCUGUCGCUUUGGUUCACUAACGGCACUAAGACCGACCUCAGCUCGCCCGUCCUCACAGCCUCGCUGCCCGCGAUUCUCGACUCAGGCACCACCCUGACCUACCUACCCAACGAUCUUGCGCUGCAAGUUUUCAGGGCGGUCGGCGCCGCAACGUACGGCGUCUCGGGCUUAGCUUUCGUGGACUGCGAGCUUCCGAACCUCCAGCCGGAACUCACCAUGAACUUCACCUUUGGCAGCGCCACCAUCUCCGUGCCCGUGCGCGACCUCGUGCUCGACCUGCUCGGCGCCUCCGCCUCUACGAUUCCCGGACUGCCCUUCAAGAGGUCCUGCUACUUCACCAUCCAGUCGAACGCCGGCUUUCAGGCGAGCCAGCGGACGCCCAACUACGCGCUGAUUGGCUCAAAUUUCCUCCGCAGCGCGUACGUGGUCUAUGACAUGGACAAUCUGCAGAUCGGCAUCGCCCAAGCGAACCUCAACAGCACCACGUCCAAAAUUUCCGAACUCAGAGCCAACGGCUCCGCGACUGGCGGCCUGUCUGGCUUGACCGGUGUCGCCGCACAGCAGACAUCAUCCACACCCACCACCACCGCGACGACGACGACCAGGAGCAGCGGCACGACGGCGAAUGGCGGUGGCGGCGGCGGCGGCUUGUCCGGGACAGGGAGCAGCGAGAAUAGCCCAACCCCCACGGUAACGGUCGUUGUCCCGGGCCGCAGUGCUGGAAGCACUACCACUGGGGCACCGCCAUUAGCAGCAGCGGUGGUCGCCGCAUGUAUUCUUUGUUUUGCAUUCACCAUGUUUUGA
Molecule: messenger RNA, 1572 nt
Organism: Lasiosphaeria miniovina
Lineage: Eukaryota; Fungi; Ascomycota; Sordariomycetes; Sordariales; Lasiosphaeriaceae
Product: aspartic peptidase domain-containing protein
Exons: 1
Coding region: 1-1572 (523 amino acids)
Biological process (GO): proteolysis
Molecular function (GO): aspartic-type endopeptidase activity
Source: RefSeq, a predicted model, not a curated record